AUGGCUCCCUCCGUCAUGAUUGACGAGAUCGCGCCUAUGCAUCUACCCGUUCACUCUAAAUCUUCUAUGAUCAAUGCAUCCGUCCUGCAUGGACCACGGGACCUGCGAUUGGAAACCCGCAGUAUCGAGGAUCCGGCCCUUGGUGAACUUCAGAUUGAGGUCAAGGCUACCGGGAUAUGCGGCUCUGAUGUUUCUUACUACAAAAAGUUUGCCAACGGUGACCUCUGUGCUUGUGCGCCACUGUCACUUGGCCAUGAGUCGUCUGGUAUCGUUGUGGCCAUUGGGCCCCAGGUGAGCGGGUUCAAGCUCGGCGAUAGAGUAGCACUCGAGGUUGGACUUCCUUGCGGGCAGUGUUCCAUCUGCCGGAAAGGAAGGUAUAACCUUUGCAAGAAGAUGAGAUUCAGGAGCAGUGCCAAGAGUGUUCCUCAUUUUCAGGGCACUCUGCAGGAAAGGAUCAACCAUCCCGCCAUCUGGUGCCACAAAUUGCCAGACCAUGUGUCUCUCGAAGCAGCCGCUCUUCUUGAGCCAUUGUCUGUUGCUAUACACGCAGUCAACCGUGCUGCCCCAACUCCUGGCUCGACAGCUCUUGUGAUGGGAGCUGGCACUGUGGGACUUCUCACUGCAGCAAUGGCGCGACGCUCUGGCUGUACUUCAGUGACCAUUACGGAUGUUGAUGCAGGUCGAGUAGAUUAUGCCGUUAAACGCGGCUUUGCCACGCAUGGCUACGUUGUGGCGCGUCCCUUUCACAGCUCGUCCAGUUGCUCUUCCUUCGCCACUCACUCGGGGACUACGACACCGCCCGACCUCGGCGUCAUGACCCCGGGCAGUAUAUACUCGGACUCUAUUGAGGGACGCUUUGAAAGUGCCAAAGCCUUGGCUGCGGACGUUCUCGCCUUGACAGCACCACCGCCCGGCCUAGAGGACGAAGACGAAGACGAUGGCGUCGACAUCACCUUUGAGUGCACGGGAAAGGAGACGUGCAUGCAUACUUGUCUCUACGCUACGCGACCAGGAGGAAAACUCAUCAUGGUCGGCAUGGGCACGCCCAUUCAGACGCUGCCUAUGUCUGCCGCCCACCUCCGCGAGGUGGACAUUCUUGGCAUCUUCCGCUACGCCAACACCUAUCCCACGGGCAUCAGACUGCUAUGCAGUCAAGGUCAAGUUGGUGCUGCAUAUAAUCUUCCAAGCUUGGAUGACAUGGUGACGCACCGGUUCAAGGGCCUGGAUGCUGCCAAGGGUGCUUUCGAGCUGGCAAGCCGGACCGUCGACGAUGACGGCAACCUGGUUCUCAAGGUUGUCAUCGAAGUAUAA
Molecule: messenger RNA, 1311 nt
Organism: Pestalotiopsis fici W106-1
Lineage: Eukaryota; Fungi; Ascomycota; Sordariomycetes; Amphisphaeriales; Sporocadaceae
Exons: 3
Coding region: 1-1311 (436 amino acids)
Biological process (GO): D-sorbitol catabolic process
Molecular function (GO): zinc ion binding; L-iditol 2-dehydrogenase (NAD+) activity
Source: RefSeq, a predicted model, not a curated record